Messenger RNA from Plasmodium berghei ANKA, 798 nucleotides. Its product is annotated as fam-a protein. The transcript is spliced from 6 exons. The record is from RefSeq and is a predicted model, not a curated record. Lineage: Eukaryota; Apicomplexa; Aconoidasida; Haemosporida; Plasmodiidae. The coding region runs from base 1 to 798 and encodes 265 amino acids.
AUGAAUAAGCUUUAUAUUCAAAUUGUUUUAUUUAUUUUAACCAUCUCCCUAUAUGUGAAUAAUAAAACCCUUGCAACUGAACUUGCUUCAGGAGAAAAUGCAACAUCCGAAUCAGCAUAUUAUUAUCUUACUCCAGAAGAAUUAUAUGAAAAAAACAAGCACCUAUUAUGUACCGAUCCAGAAGAAACUAUAAACGCAGAAAAACUUAUGAACGAGGUUGUAACACAUUUAAAAUAUCAUGCUACAAGUAAUGAUGAUUAUAAAUUAUGUAGAAAAAAUCCUGGUAUUAGUAUGUUUGUUUAUAAAAAAAAACAUCAAGACCAUACAGAUGUUCAAAAAAUUAAAUUUAAAUUUUAUGAUUCCGAUAAGUAUAAUGGAAUAAUAAACAUGUUAUGGAAUCCCAAUCAUCUCAAUCCUUUUAAUACUGGCUUUGUUAAAAUUGUCCGUGUGUACAAUCCAAAUUUAGUAAUGAUACAACAACGUUACAAAAAAAAAUUUGGACGCCGUCAGAAAUAUUUUUAUGCUUUAGCUACAAAGGUUGAAGUAUCAGAAGACACAACUAUAAUUGCCUAUACGUCAGCAAAUAUAAAUGAUCACAACCCUUCCAAUAAAAAACAUCAAAACACAAUAAUAGAAAACUCUAGUUUAUUCAUAACUGACAUUGAUUCUGAAGAAGAUAUUAGAAAAGGAAAAUUAAAAAAAACGUUUGUUAACUUAAUUGGAUACCUCAUUGAAAAAAAAAAAAGAUUUGUUGAUGUCACUUAUAUCGAAUCUAUUGAUGGGCAUGCUUCCUUUUAA